Messenger RNA from Myotis lucifugus (little brown bat), 2265 nucleotides. RefSeq names its product protein interacting with PRKCA 1 (gene PICK1). The coding region runs from base 386 to 1711 and encodes 441 amino acids. Gene Ontology annotation, cellular component: neuron projection; trans-Golgi network membrane; synaptic vesicle. Gene Ontology annotation, molecular function: protein domain specific binding; protein kinase C binding; phospholipid binding. NCBI's taxonomy places the organism in Eukaryota, Metazoa, Chordata, Mammalia, Chiroptera, Vespertilionidae. Gene Ontology annotation, biological process: receptor clustering; intracellular protein transport; regulation of Arp2/3 complex-mediated actin nucleation. The transcript is spliced from 13 exons. The record is from RefSeq and is a predicted model, not a curated record.
AGGCUAACGGCGAGCUUCCGUUCAUACCGGUUCUCUUUCCUGGUUCCGGGAGCCCCCGGGGGCCAGGGAGGGGAGGGUUGCCUGCAGGGAUCGGGGCAAAUACCCAGAGAGGGAAGGCGUGACUUCCGCGUCCCUCCGGAAGUGACGCGACAGUCGCGGCCGCCGACAGGUGGAACGGCAGGUGGGUUCAGGUGCCAGCCUGGCCCGGACCGACUGUGGGACCGGCGCUUCCGGUGAGCCACAGAGGCUGCUCCUAGGGCCUGGAGACCCGUGGGCGGCUCUAGGACCUGCGCCCCUCGCCCUGGCCUGGAGCCCCCCCCUGUUCUUAUUCUCUGUGCCCCUGCCGAGCUGGGCCGUUAGCCAGCCCACCUCAGCUCUCGGAACCAUGUUUGCAGACUUGGAUUAUGAAAUCGAAGAGGAUAAACUCGGGAUCCCUACGGUGCCUGGGAAGGUGACCCUGCAGAAGGAUGCUCAGAACCUGAUCGGGAUCAGCAUUGGAGGAGGGGCCCAGUACUGUCCCUGCCUCUAUAUCGUCCAGGUAUUUGACAACACGCCGGCAGCCCUGGACGGCACUGUGGCAGCUGGCGAUGAGAUCACCGGUGUCAAUGGCAGGUCAAUCAAAGGAAAAACUAAGGUGGAGGUAGCAAAGAUGAUCCAGGAAGUGAAGGGCAAGAGUCCAGUCCUGUCCUUUCUCCCAUCCAGCCCUUCAGCCAGGGCACAGGGGGGAUUGGGCUCAGGCUCCGCUGUACAGAAGGGAGUGACAGGUUCCUUGGAGCCACGCGCUCCCCCUGGUCUGGUUCCGGGGCCUAACAUCACCUGUGGGGCCGAGGAGCUCAUCACGGCGAGUGUCCCUCCCUCACACCAGCUCCCUGGGCUGAGCCGGGCCAUCCUGUGCAAUGAUGGGCUUGUCAAGAGACUGGAGGAGCUGGAGCGGACGGCUGAGCUCUAUAAAGGGAUGACAGAGCACACCAAGACCCUCCUGCGGGCCUUCUAUGAGCUGUCGCAGACGCACCGGGCCUUUGGAGACGUGUUCUCUGUGAUUGGCGUGCGGGAGCCCCAGCCGGCUGCGAGCGAGGCUUUUGUGAAGUUUGCGGACGCCCACCGCAGCAUCGAGAAGUUUGGCAUCCGGCUGCUGAAAACCAUCAAGCCGAUGCUGACGGAUCUGAACACGUACCUCAACAAAGCCAUCCCAGACACCCGCCUCACCAUCAAGAAGUACCUGGACGUGAAGUUUGAGUACCUGUCAUAUUGCCUGAAGGUGAAGGAGAUGGACGACGAGGAAUACAGCUGCAUUGCCCUCGGGGAGCCCCUGUACCGGGUCAGCACAGGCAACUACGAAUACCGCCUGAUCCUGCGCUGCCGCCAGGAGGCCCGCGCCCGCUUCUCCCAGAUGCGCAAGGACGUGCUGGAGAAGAUGGAGCUGCUGGACCAGAAGCAUGUCCAGGACAUCGUGUUCCAGCUGCAGCGCUUCGUGUCCACCAUGUCCAAGUACUACAACGACUGCUACGCCGUGCUGCGUGACGCUGACGUCUUCCCCAUCGAGGUGGACCUGGCCCACACCACGCUGGCCUACGGCCCCGGCCAGGACGAGUUCACUGACGGGGAGGACGAGGAGGAAGACGACGAGGACACGGCAGCCAGGGAGCCGUCCAGGGAUGCGCGAGGGGCUGCCGGGCCCCUGGACAAGGGUGGGAGCUGGUGUGACUCCUGAGUGCGCCCGCUGUGGGGUGCGGAUUUGGGGGGUAGGGUGAGUGGGAGGACGAGAGCGUGGGAGCGGGGGCUGGGCCGCCACGCAACAGGGUGGCGCAUAAAGGCCUGCUGGCUUGGGGCGCCUGCCUCCCUGCUCCUCUGUCCUUGCACAGCGAACCUGGGCCCCCCAGGCCAGGCCACAGGCUGCGACCUCGGGCCUGGACACUGGGCCCCCCCUCCUUCCCAUCGCCCCAGCCAGGAGAGCUCGGUCUCUGGACCUGAUCCAGGAAGGCGAGAGGGCAGAAGGGAAGAGGGGUGGGCAGUGGCAGGCGGUCCAGGGCCCAUUCCUGUGGGCACCUCCGUUGGAGUGGGGGCUGGGGGUGGACAGCCGAGGCCGGGCCCAUGUCUCGAGCACACCUCGCCUCCCCAGGCUGGCCCAGCCCCGUCACACGCACACCUCGGCGGCCUUUAUUUAUUUUAUUCCCCAGCUCAGCCACUUCCCGGGGGAGGGCUGGGCGCUGGGCCUGUACUGAAUAAACAAAUCCAGAUGGAGCCAGGCUCUGCAGCGGCCUUAGA